AUGAAUUUUCCGGUGGAGUUUCAGACGGUGUAUUGCCGGAGCUCGAGCUUCAGCAAUCUCAUGCCGUGUUUAACAGAAACGUGGGGUGACUUGCCGUUAAAGGUUGAUGACGCUGAAGACAUGGUUAUUUAUGGGCUGUUGCGCGACGCCGUUAAUGAUGGAUGGACGCCGUUUAACGAAAUUAAGUCGGAGCCGAGGUUUGAGGUUGGGGAGGAGAUAAGCGUAGCUGAAGUGAGGUCGGAAUACUUGGCUGCUCCGCCAGUGAUGGUGGACAAAGUUGCGCCAGAGGUGGCGCGGCCGAAGGGGAAGCAUUAUAGGGGUGUGAGGCAAAGACCGUGGGGGAAGUUCGCGGCGGAAAUAAGGGACCCGGCCAAAAACGGCGCGAGAGUGUGGCUUGGAACAUAUGAGACGGCUGAGGAAGCGGCUUUGGCUUAUGAUAGAGCAGCUUAUAGGAUGCGUGGCUCAAAGGCCUUGUUGAAUUUUCCACACAAAAUCGGCUCAAAUGAGCCGGAUCCUAUUAAAGUGACAGCUAAGCGGCGUUCACCCGAGCACGCUUCUUCUUCAGUUUCGACAAUAUCAUCGGUUUCGGAGAGUGGCUCACCCAAGCGGAGGAAGAAAGGAGUGUCGGUCGAGCUAGCCGAAUCAGAAGUCGAGAGCAGAAUCAAUUUGUAG
Molecule: messenger RNA, 672 nt
Organism: Fraxinus pennsylvanica
Lineage: Eukaryota; Viridiplantae; Streptophyta; Magnoliopsida; Lamiales; Oleaceae
Source: the annotation of a GenBank genome assembly